CUCUCUCGUGUUGCAUUCAAGUUUGUUUUUUAUCUUACCGGAUGUAUAUCGGCGAGAUUUUGUAAAGGGAUUUAUUAAUGUAACACGUUAGUAAUAAGGUUUUUCUCGCGAAAACAAAAUUAUGGACGUUGACUUGCUCAGACCAGGCACUGUGCCGAUUUCGCCGGACACGAUACUAUGGUUUGAAUUUUUAUUGAAUCCUUCUCUAUUGCAGAAGCAUCUGUCAAAAUCAUCUCCAGAUCCAUCGCCUACAGAUUUGAUAAUCAAGUUUAUGACAAUUAGCUCCGAUCAAAAAGAGACUGAGACGAAAGCAGUCGAUGCUGAAUCAAACGACGUGAAAUCCAACGGCGCGAUCCAGUUGUCUCACAGGAAUUUGGCAUUGAAAAUACUCUCUUUGAAAGUUGCAGCGAGCCUCAAAUGGAAUUUAGAUAUUUUGGAAAAAAAGCUACCAUUACCUAUACAAGUGACAUUGCUGCAAGAUUUGUUUUUUAUCACUGCGGAUGUCGUGGUGGAGAUACCUUCAAUUCCAGAAUAUUGUUUGGAAAAGGUUUCCGAUCAGCUUUUGUUCACAUUAGUAUUAUAUCACAGAUGGCAUUUGAGAGCAAUUGUUUGCAGAGCUCUCAACAAUAAACAACCAAAACAACAAUUGCUUCAUAUACCAGGUACUCAAGAAUCAACCUAUAUGCCACCUGGAAUAGUGGAUGAUAUUAUCAGAAAAUUGGAAACUCAUGUAUCUGACAGUGUAAAUGUUUUAAAUGCUAUUUUACAAAUGCCCAACAUAAAGCCAAAGAUUCUCUCAUUUGAUACUUUUCAAAUGUUAACAGAGGACAGUACAGAAAUCAAGCAAAAUUGGGAAAAUAUGUGUGUGGUGAAUGUAGAUGAGUUUAAGUGUCAGAUACAUUAUGAUCUGGCAAUGUUUCAUUUAUUGAAAGAAGAAUAUGAAGAUGCAACCUGUCACAUUCAACAAGCAAAGGAGUUGCAUAACAAGCUCGAUUCUACUGAGAAUUUGGUGUACUGUAAAGUACAGAAGGAAUUUUUGGAUGGUUGUUGUUUGGCUUGCAAAGUAGUUUUAGAGGGACACACUCCCACCUUGACACAGCGUUUGCACACUUCUAUUAAAGAUCAAUAUACUAAUAUAUUGCAGAUUUUGCAAGCAGAUAAUGUUUACAGGGAGAUCCCCGAAGUUUAUAGAGACAAUUUGGAACUGGACUUGCAAGGCGGAUUGAUUAACAAGAAAUACGUGGUCGAUCGGAAUCUUCUGUUGCAAAUACAAUGCCUGAAUCUGAUUAGGAAAGUUCUUGACAGCAGCAUAAUUAUAGGCGAUUAUGUGAACGAAAUUAAAACAGCUGGUUCAAAGGGUUUGGAUAUUUUUUUAUGGGCUAUAGAAAAUGUUCUGGAAAAAGCAUCGUCCACAGACAAAAAAAGAAUUGCGCGGUAUCUUCUUUAUCUUGUGAACACCGCUGAUGUGGAAGAACUCGCUGGCAAAAUUCUCAGCAAUGCUUCUAUCUCGUCGUUGUUCGACGAAACGGAACUUGCCGCCAUUCAAGAGGCGGAUACUGACAAUGCGUCUGAAUUACCAGACCUGUUGCUUCACAACAAUUGGGGUAUACCAUCCGUACCGUACAUAAAAAGCUCAAGAAUCGAGAUGUUCGAACUAGAACAAAAACUGAUGGAAUCGUACGAUCACGAUGUGAUUCACGAAAUGUUGAUUCGUUUGGAGGGAAAGCAUAUCAUAAAACCGCUGGUGCAUAUUAACAACUGUUGGGACUUGCCCAUCCCUCUGCAAAGUGUGAUAAUGUCGCUUCCCAGAGGUUUCCUUCAGGAUUAUUCCUAUGUAUUACUCGCAAAGAGUCGGGAGUUAGUGGCCGCAAAAAAUUUUGACUGUGCCAUUGAGCUGCUCAAGGUCCUGGACAAGGAGCUGGAGGAUACCAUGAAGAGCGGAGGUUCGGCGAUUUUCAAGCUGUCAAAAUUGGUGAACUGGGAAUGUCUGCUCGUCGAAAUAUGGAAGUGCUUUUACGCAUGGCCAGCGACGAAUAUCUGUGAUAGAUCGAGUAUGGUUACGCGGAGUAAACAGUGCCUCAGUGCGUUGCAAGCGUCCGAUCAGCUGAUCCCGCGGCAGGAAAUCAUAGAAUAUUGCACGGUCUUUCUUCUGAAUAUGGGUGAAUGGGAAUAUCUCAUCAAUUUAGAGAAACGCUGGAGUUAUACCGAAUUCGCAGCUGUCAUCAGCAGUGUUUGCCAAGAUGUUAUCAAGUACAAAGGAACCCGCAAAUUUCCGCGCGAAGCGUGGGAUAUGGUGUUAACAGCGUUCGGUCCAAACAGAGAUCAGCCGCAGAAACGAAGCGCGAGUAGCAGCAGCAACAGCGGUAGUUCCAGCAGCGGUUCUUCAAAGGACAUGGCCGCAAUUAUCACCACCACGUUCACGCGGUUGCGGGAUCAAAGAGUCCUUGCUGUAGUCAUAUCUCUAUUGGCACGUUUGCGCAAUAUUUUACGUGACGAGUCCAGUCUGGAGUUACACACGCAAUACUUGGCUCUAUGGCCCGCUGGAAUACCGAAUGCAAAUUCGUACAACAUUAGAUACAUUGGAGAACUGUUGUUCCAAUUACUGUUGCAAGCCUUGAAAUACCAUCCCUGCAAUGUGUCCUGGUUGAGAUUGAUGGGUGAUCUCAAUUUCGUUUUAGCGUAUUACGAAAGCGCAAUGAAAUAUUACUUGGAGGCAAUUAUGGUUGCCAGUGAUUUAUUCAGUCAGCCUAUACCACGCACGCAAAUAGACGAUCUCGUUUAUAGACGAAUGAUCAAGUGCUGCGCCCACUUGCAGUGUUACACCCAAGCAGCUGUGCUGUGUCAGUUUCUGGAAGAAGUGGAUUACUCUUUGGCGUUCAAGAUGGCAGCCAGCGAUCAAAAAAGCUGCGCCUCCGCCGACGCUAUGGAUGCUUACUACAACUGUAUCUGGGACACGACGAUACUCGAAUACCUCAUACAUUUGCAUACGAAACGCGGGGAACAUCACAGAAAACAACUUGCGAUCAAAGUUAUCGGUUUGUUGGAAUUGAACUCUAAUAAUAACGAAGAGAUUCAAAGAGAAGCGGCCAAUAUUCGAAAAGCUAAAUUUUUAAGAGCCUUAGCAAAGCAAUAUGUUUAUUAAAUAAGAAA
Molecule: messenger RNA, 3150 nt
Organism: Pseudomyrmex gracilis
Lineage: Eukaryota; Metazoa; Arthropoda; Insecta; Hymenoptera; Formicidae
Gene: IntS8
Product: integrator complex subunit 8
Exons: 12
Coding region: 122-3142 (1006 amino acids)
Biological process (GO): snRNA 3'-end processing
Cellular component (GO): integrator complex
Molecular function (GO): protein binding
Source: RefSeq, a predicted model, not a curated record